Molecule: messenger RNA, 2271 nt
Organism: Motacilla alba alba
Lineage: Eukaryota; Metazoa; Chordata; Aves; Passeriformes; Motacillidae
Gene: UROS
Product: uroporphyrinogen III synthase
Exons: 10
Coding region: 263-1072 (269 amino acids)
Biological process (GO): uroporphyrinogen III biosynthetic process
Molecular function (GO): uroporphyrinogen-III synthase activity
Source: RefSeq, a predicted model, not a curated record
UCCAAAGGGAAUUCCUUCAUGGGAAUGGUGGUCCCGCGUUAAUUCGGGCUGCCCGGGGCGGUUUGGAGUCCCCAUCCCUGCAGGUGGCACUCAGGGCUGGCUGGGGACGCGGGGGGGAUCGGGCACAGCUCGGGCUCGGUGACCCUGGAGGCUGCUCCAGCCUCAGGGAUCCCGGGAUCCUGUGCUUUGAAAGGAACAGAGUGCCUGAGCAUCUCCGACAUUAGCGAAAAUUACUGGUUCUGCUGUGCUUCCUUGGUGAACAAUGAAGGUUCUGCUGCUGAAGGAUCCCAAAGACAAAGAUUCGGGACCAGAUCCUUAUAUUAAAGAAUUAGGAUCAUACAGCUUGGAAGCAACAUUGAUCCCAGUUUUGUCAUUUGAAUUCACGUCUCUUGACAGCUUAUUUGGGAAGCUUUCCCAUCCAGAGUGCUAUGGGGGCCUAGUUUUUACCAGCCCAAGAGCAUUAGAAGCCAUCAAGAUAUGUUUAAAAGAGAAGAGUAAAAAAGAGGCCUGGUCAAAUUCUCUUAAACAAAUGUGGAAUAUCAAACCAACAUAUGUGGUAGGAAAAGCUACAGCUUCUUUAGUGGAAGAAAUUGGUCUUGUUCCACAAGGAGAAAAGGCUGGAAAUGCUGAGAAAUUAGCUGAAUAUAUUUGUUCAAGAGAGAAACCCAAUUCCUCAGCUCUCCUAUUUCCUUGUGGAGCCCUGAAAAGAGAAGUACUUCCUACAGUGCUUAGAGAAAAAGGCAUACCCCUGGAAAGCCUCACUGUUUAUCAAACAGCCCAACACCCUGAUCUGCAGGAGUCUUUGAGCAGUUACUUCUCCCAGCAGGGGAUCCCUGCCAGCGUCGUGUUCUUCAGCCCAUCUGGUGUCAAGUUCUGCCUCCAGCACAUCCAGAAGCUUUCAGGGGAUUUGAUCGACCGAGUCAAGUUCGCUGCCAUCGGCCCCAGCACAGCGGAGGCCCUGCGAGGCGCCGGCGUCGCCGUGAGCUGCACUGCAGGGAGCCCCACGGCCCAGGACCUGGCUGCUGCCAUCCACACAGCCCUGCACCCACACAGCUGCUCCGGGCCCCACUGAGAGCCCAGCCUGCCCAGCACGGUCAGCGUGCUGCUCCAGGAGGGCUUUUCCCAUUUGCAGACCUGUUGCCCUGCGAGAAUGUGGUUUUUGGGAUUAUGAAGCACUGUGCUGGUCAGGGAUGGGUAUGAGAAGGUUGCACUUAAAUAUCUUAAGAAAUCUGGAAUCUGUCCAGCAUCCUUGAAGAAUCCAGCUCUUCCCUUUCCUCCUGUGUGCACUGUGAAUAUUUUAUCCUUCAAAAGCAGCUGUGAACACUGAAAUCAGCCCCACACCUCACCUCAGGUAUCCCCCAGCACGCAGCUCAGGUUGGAUUUCUCUGUGUGAUCAGUUUUACUUGCACAUCUUCUUUUGUAGGAAAAACCCCAUAUUCCAAUGAAGUAUUUCAUUUUGUAAACUUGUUUGCUUGUUUUUCUGCUUUUCAACUAUUUGUAUAAAAAUGUUCAUUGUGGAUUCUUAGUGGAACAGGAGAAUUCUUGCAGGAAGUUGCUCUGUGAGGGGGUAAUUCAGGUCAGCUGUUGCCCCUUGUUACCCUAACAGGGUCUUCAAAAUUAGCUUUUGGUUUCUGUUCCUGUAAUGAAGGAUUUAUGAACAGGGAAAUAAACUGGCUUAUCAGAGUUAAUAAUGGUGUUAGAGUUGUCUGUUCUGGAUGGGGUUUAUGCUUUAAUUGUUUAUCUCUGGAAGGGAAAAUAAUCCUAUUUAGCCUAACGCUGCCUCCAGCUAAUGCCAGGGGCUUCACAGGAGAUUUGAAUCACAAUAUACUCAUUUAUAAUCCUCCUGAAAGUCAUUUGUGUUGUUAGCAGUGCUGAGGCUUCUGGAAUAACAGAGAAACCCUCGUUUGCUGCACAGUUCAGGUGCAAUCUGAGGAUGGGACCUGAAUUUCCAUCCAGGUGAGAGGCUCCACUCCUGAAACAAGAGGGAAGCCAAGUUCUGUUCCUGUAAACUGAGUAACUCCAGAGUGUAGGGGCAUCAGGCACACUGGGCACAGCAGGACACGUGUUUGGCCAAUGAAACACUUCCUGUCUCAGGCUGAAAUGGAAGCUCAGGAGGGCACAAACUGCUGGAAGAUCACAGAAUGGUUUGGGGUGGAAGGGAUCUUAAAAAGCUUAUCCAAUUCCCUAUGAAUGCAUGUAAAACACAUUUCUACCUUUCUGAAAAGUGGUUUAUACUGUUAUUAUGCAAUAAAGACAUUUAUUUGAAGAAGA